Aspergillus ochraceoroseus IBT 24754 is the source of this 1601-nucleotide messenger RNA. RefSeq names its product catalase. Gene Ontology annotation, biological process: response to hydrogen peroxide; hydrogen peroxide catabolic process. Gene Ontology annotation, molecular function: heme binding; catalase activity. The transcript is spliced from 7 exons. Bases 27 to 1499 code for a protein of 490 amino acids. Gene Ontology annotation, cellular component: peroxisome; mitochondrion; cytoplasm. Lineage: Eukaryota; Fungi; Ascomycota; Eurotiomycetes; Eurotiales; Aspergillaceae. The record is from RefSeq and is a predicted model, not a curated record.
CAACGACAUCCAAAUCAUCAAACACUAUGACAAAACCGAUAUUCACUUUGGCGGAGGGGCAACCCGUUCCCGACCCUGCUGUGAGCAUGACCCUUCCCACUAUCGGUGGAGGAGGGCUGGUCACCCUUGGGGACACUCUGCUCCUGGAAACCCUAGCCCACUUUAAUCGAGAGCGAAUCCCGGAGAGAGUCGUUCACGCGAAGGCUGCUGGGGCUUGGGGUGAGUUCGAGGUGACGAAUGAUAUCUCUCACCUCACGACUGCCAAAUUUCUCAAUGGCAUUGGGAAGAAAACCCCGUUGCUCUUCAGGCUUAGUACCACUGGAGGUGAAAAGGGCAGUGCGGAUACUGUCCGAGACGUUCGCGGCUUUUCCGUCAAGUUUUAUACUGAAGAAGGAAACCAUGAUAUCGUGGGAAACCAUAUUCCCGUAUUCUUCGUUCGAGACCCCGUGAGAUUUCCGUCGUUGAAUCGGAGCCACAAGAAACACCCAUCCACUAACCAGGUGGAUAUGAACAUGUUUUGGGACUUUCAUACCAACCAGCCAGAAAGUGUGCAUGCGCUGAUGCAUCUAUUUGGGUCCCGGGGGCUGCCUGCAUCCGUUCGGCGGGUUACUGGCUUUGGAGUUCACACGUUUAAGCUUAUCGCCCCUGAUGGAUCGUGGAAUUACUGCAAGUUCCAUUUCCGCCCCGAACAGGGCGUCUCCAACCUCUCGCCCCGUGAGGCCCAGCUCCUUGCCGGCUCGAAUGGCGACUUUCACAACAUGGACCUCUGGAAUGCCAUCCAACGAGGCGAUUUUCCAACCUGGAAGCUCUACAUUCAGGUUAUGCAGCCAAACCAGGCCAAGCUGUACGGCUUGACAGUGUUUGAUAUCACCAAGGUCUGGCCCCAUAAGGAGUUUCCACUGAUCGAAGUCGGGAGAAUGACCCUGAACAAAAAUCCCGGCAACUAUUUCGCAGAAAUUGAACAGGCCGCCUUCUCCCCAUCUAAUAUGGUGCCUGGCAUCGCGGCAUCCCCUGAUCCCAUGCUUCAGGCUCGCAUGUUCGCUUAUCCAGAUGCCCAACGAUAUCGUCUUGGGACAAAUUAUACGCACCUCCCACCUAACAGGCCCAUAGUGCCUGUCUAUACCCCCUAUGAGCGAGAUGGCGCCGCGACAAUAACGGCAAACUACGGGGGCGAACCGAGCUACGUGAGGAGCACACUCACACCCGGCGUACAAAGCCAGACUGUGCAACAAGUGCGUCACACAGAGUGGCUCGGAGCAGGCGGCGUGCUGGGACUGAAUGAAAUUGCCGUCACCGAAGACGACUUUUUGCAGCCGAGGGAUCUGUGGAAGCGGGUUUUUGACCACUCCGAACGGCAAGUUUUCGUCGCCAAUGUCUCCGACUCCCUGGCGGGUGUAUUGCCAAACCUGAAAGAGGACGUCAUUGGCAUGUUUAGCAAAGUAGAUCCUGAGAUUGGACAGCUGAUAAGGGCCAAAUUGUCCAACACCGCUCGACUUUGAGAGAUUUUCUUUGGCCUUUUAAGGGUCCGGGUGUAUUUAACGAUCUUUAUAUGUAUGGUUAUACAUUGACUUGGGUAAUUUGGUAUUUUGAACCGGUAUCAU